CCCAGCCCAUCCCUGCCCCAGGCUGUUCCGUGCUGAGGUGGACUGUGCCGGACGGCUGAGUGAGCGGCUAGGACUCGGCAUCGCCGCCUUCCAGGGGCUCUCCAACCUGGCGCUCAAUGGCAUCGUCCUGGGAACCAUCUUUGUCGGUGGCUCCCUGAUGGCCGGAGACCAGCUCUCGCCUGGUGACCUCAUGUCCUUCCUGGUGGCCUCGCAGACGGUGCAAAGGUCCUUGGCCAACAUCUCCAUUCUGAUGGGCCAGGCGGUGCGGGGUCUGAGUGCUGGCGCCCGUGUCUUUGAGCUGCUGAGACUGGAGCCCCCCGUGCCACUGCAGGGGGGAGUCACCAUCCCUGCCCACUCCCUGUGCGGCCGCAUCUGCUUCAACCGCGUCUCCUUCAGUUAUCCCACCCGGCCUGGCUACCCUGUCCUGCAGGACUUCAGCCUCACCCUGCCCCCCUGCCAGACCGUGGCCAUCGUGGGCCCCUCUGGAGGAGGGAAGUCAACGGUGGCAGCGCUGCUGGAGCGGUUCUAUGAGCCCACGGCGGGAACCAUCACCCUGGACGGGCAGGACAUCGCCAGCCUGGACCCCUCCUGGCUGCGGGGACAGGUCAUCGGCUUCAUCAGCCAGGAGCCGGUGCUGUUUGGCACAACCAUCAUGGAGAACAUCCGCUUCGGGAAGCCGGGAGCCUCUGAUGCCGAGGUGUACGAGGCCGCCCGGCUCGCCAACGCUGACGGCUUCAUCCGCAGCUUCCCCGAUGGCUACGACACCGUCGUGGGUAUGGCCAGGGCGGGAGGGGGUCAGGCAAGUGUGGGCCUCCAGCCGAGAUGGUCCCGGCCCUGCGGGGACAGCGGCUGCCGGUCACCGCCGAUGUUGGGCUGUGCCAGAGGGAGCUGCGGCCGCACCGGGCUCUGAGCGGCAGGGAUGGGGUUCGGGUGUGGGAGGUGGGGCUCUCCCCGGG
Messenger RNA from Cyanistes caeruleus (blue tit), 956 nucleotides. The record is from RefSeq and is a predicted model, not a curated record. NCBI's taxonomy places the organism in Eukaryota, Metazoa, Chordata, Aves, Passeriformes, Paridae.